AUGGCGUUGAGUCCGUUGCGGCAAGACAAGCGCUGGGCGUCCGUUUCGGAGAACGGCCGACGGAUUCCGAACCGUUUUUGCUCUACCGGAGUGUCCUUUGUGAUUUUUUUGUGCACAUUGCUGACUGUUUCCCUUCGGCUCGUAGCGCCCGCCACAGCCAUGGGAAAGUCGAAUGUAUGCACUUACGAAGGCAUCCCGGUUCUUCUGCGUAUAAAGAAGCAGGGUGAGGCGGUCACGUUCAAGUGCGGCGCGGUCCAGCCCUAUGUUCUUCCUGCGAAAGUCGAGCAACACUACACAUCGUAUUGUCGAGACUCACUAUGCAUGGAAACGUCCCCCCUCAGCGGUGUCACCGUAACCGCAACCCCUGGAGACUUGCUGGCGGACACCGAGUACAAAAUUACUGCCUCUGAGGCCCUCCCUGAACGGCCCUACACAAUGUACUUCGUUUGCACGUCGGAAAAUCCCGCAGGGGAUGUGAAACAUCGACAUGAAAUGACGGGUGUGGAACCGUUUGCCCUAUAUCAAGAAAAACGGUGCCAGGUACAGGUUUCCGUUUGGGGAGCGACGCCGCCCGCGGAGUUUGAUUCAAAGUAUGAAUGCGGAUCUGAUGUGACACACGUCGCCCACACGAUUGAUGAGGCCGACUCGUCGUUCACAUUUCGUUGCGGCCCGGACAGAUUUCUUUCUCCCGGCAUCUUGGAUGUAUAUGUAGAGCCACCAGGGUACGUGGACAUACAUUCCUUGGACACCAUGCUUCCUUACGCGGAUCUGUACGAGCAUCAAUCCUCUACUUCGGACGUCACUCCCGCGUACACACUUAGCGUCAAAAAAUUGCAGAAAAAAAGAGAGAGGAAACUGGGCUACCUUUGUUUGCCAGAGUCUAUGGAUGCUCAAAUAUGCAAUGUGGUGAUCACUGUUAUCAACACCAACUAUGACCCUCAAACAGGCGUGGACAACGGGGUUUCAGACCAUGCGUCGACUCUGCCUGUUUUUGUCCUGGUUGGAGUGGUGUGCCUUUACACAGGUUGGGCAUACAGUGGUUAA
Neospora caninum is the source of this 1044-nucleotide messenger RNA. RefSeq names its product SRS domain-containing protein. NCBI's taxonomy places the organism in Eukaryota, Apicomplexa, Conoidasida, Eucoccidiorida, Sarcocystidae. The transcript is spliced from 2 exons. Gene Ontology annotation, cellular component: membrane. Bases 1 to 1044 code for a protein of 347 amino acids. The record is from RefSeq and is a predicted model, not a curated record.